CUUAUGGGAAGAAGACAAGAGCUGCUUGGCCUGGCUCGAUGCACAGCCAUUAAAUUCUGUGAUCUUUGUGAGCAUUGGAAGUCUUGCUGUGAUGACCAAAGACCAGUUACUGGAGUUUUGGUAUGGUUUAUUCGAUAGUGGCAAGCUGUUCUUGUGGGUCAGACGGCCUGGUUCCAUCGCCGGGGACUGUACUGAAAGUAUGAUUCCGGUUGAACCCUUAGAAGGAACAAGGAAAAGAGGAUGUAUUGUGGGUUGGGCUCCACGGGAAGAGGUUUUGGCAAACCCGGCGAUCGGUGGGUUUUUGACUCAUAGUGGGUGGAACUCGACUCUGGAGAGUAUAGUAGCCGGAGUUCCGAUGAUACGCUGGCCGUACUUUGUUGACCAGCAGGUGAACAGUAGGUUUGUGGGGGAGGUUUGGAAGCUUGGGUUGGACAUGAAAGAUACUUGUGACAAGGUUAUUGUGGAUGUGCCUUCAAGAUCCUGCACAAUAUAA
This is a messenger RNA of Ilex paraguariensis (yerba mate), 493 nucleotides long. The record is from the annotation of a GenBank genome assembly. NCBI's taxonomy places the organism in Eukaryota, Viridiplantae, Streptophyta, Magnoliopsida, Aquifoliales, Aquifoliaceae.